Messenger RNA from Pelagomonas calceolata, 1927 nucleotides. NCBI's taxonomy places the organism in Eukaryota, Pelagophyceae, Pelagomonadales, Pelagomonadaceae. The record is from the annotation of a GenBank genome assembly.
CUUGGGGCAGCUUGUGGGCAGCUUCAUUGGCCGCAAGCCCACGCCGCGCCAGUAGAAGCUGCAGUGCGGGUCCCGGCUCGAGCCUGCACGCCAGUGAAAGAUAGGCAGCCGCCAGGUGCAUUGAGGCAGCCCCUUACAGGCAGCGAUGGGCUGCUGUCUAUCAUUGGGCAACGCCGCUCUGCUGUAUGACGCCUGCGAGAAGGGCAAGGUCGCCCUGGCGCGGGUGUUGCUGGACAAUGGCGCGGAGGUCGACCGGGCGUGCGAGGACGGUCGGACGCCGCUCUACAUCGCCUGCCAGCAGGGCCACGUCGACGUGGCGCGGCUAUUGUUGGAGCGCGGGGCCGUGGUCGACAGCAGCGCCCUCUGUGAAGGCGACACGGUAGAAGCAAAGUAUCGAGGCCGGAGAUAUUAUCCCGGAAAGAUCAGCCGGGACUGCGGCGAGGGAAAGUAUGACAUCGCUUACGACGACGGAGACAGGGAGAGGGGCGUCGAGGCGCGGCUCAUCCGCAAGCUAUUACUCUCACCGCUGUACAUCGCCUGCAAGAACGGCCACGUCGACGCUGUGCGGUUGUUGCUGGACAACGGCGCGGAGGUGGACCGGGCGGAUAAGGACGGCGCGACGCCGCUGUACAUCGCCUGCCAGCAGGGCCACGUCGACGUGGCGCGGCUAUUGUUGGAGCGCGGGACCGUUCUCGACGAACACGGCAGCAGCGCCCUCUACGAAGGCGCUGCGGUAGAGGUUAGGUAUCGAGGCCGCGAGAGAUACUACCCUGGAAAAAUCAGCCGCAACUGCGGCGAGGGAAAGUACGACAUCGCUUACGACGAUGGAGACAGGGAGAGGGGCGUCGAGGCGCGGCUCAUCCGCAAGCUAUCACUCUCACCGCUGUACAUCGCCUGCAAGAACGGCCACGUCGACGCUGCGCGGCUGUUGCUGGACAUCGGCGCGGAGGUCAAUUGGGCGAACAAGAACGGUCACACGCCGCUAUUCGUCGCAUGUGAGCACGGCCACAUUGACGCGGCGCGGCUCUUGCUGGAGAAAGGCGCAGAGAAAAAACGGGCGAGUAAGAACGGAGAGACGCCGCUGUGGAUCGCCUGCCAGAAAGGCCACUUCGCCGUCGCGACGCUGUUGCUGGACAACGGCGCGGCGGUCGACCGGGCGGACAAGAACGGUCAAACGCCGCUGUACGCCGCCUGCCGGGAGGGCCACGUCAACGCGGCGCGGCUGGUGCUGGAGAAAGGCGCGGAGGUCGAUCGGGCGAGGAAGAACGGCGAGACGCCGCUGUGGAUCGCCUGCCAGAAAGGCCACUUCGCCGUCGCGACGCUGUUGCUGGACAACGGCGCGGCGGUCGACCGGGCGAAUAAGAACGGCAGGACGCCACUGUCCAUCGCAAAGCAAAACUGCCACUCGUACAUCGUCGGGCUCCUCGAGGAACAUCUUUACCCGCUGCUUGCCGCCGCCAAGACCGGCGACGUCGACGCGAUGGCACGGCUCCUCGACGGCGGCGCCGAAAUCAACCAGGCGACGGAGAACGGCACGACGCCACUAUGGACCGCCUGCGAAAACGGCCACGUCGACGCGGCGCGGAUGUUACUGGACAAGGGCGCAGAGAUUGACCGGGCGAACGACGAAGGCUCGACGCCACUGGACAUUGCGAAGCGUCGGCAACAUCACGCACUCGUCGCGUUGCUCGAGCAUCACCUAGCACGCGCACGACCGCGCCUCCAACGGCAGCAGUCGGACGUCCAGUGCUCUAUCUGCCUCGAGCCGUACAGCGACCGCGCGUGGACGAAAUGCAACCACAGUUUCUGCCGCGAGUGCAUCACGCGAGUGUGUCGGACGAACCCGCCGGCGAAUCGAGCCCCGUGUCCGUUUUGCAGGCAGCCCGUGCUCUUGCGCGAGAUCAAGAGACGACCAUACGAAUACUAG